AUGACAAUCUUUCAAAGAACAGAUCCAAAGUAUAGUAUAAGACGAUGUAUUGUAUUUGUACCAAUUUUUUCACCUCAACUUGAAAAAACACCAAUUUGUCGAGCAAUAUUUGAAGAAGCUGGUCGACUUCUAAAACCAAUUGUACCUGUAUUAGCUAUCAAAGACUGGAGAUCUGAAGAUUGGCUUGGUUUAACAAUUGCUAGAUGUAGCCUGUCGGCCGGUAUGGAUAUGAAAGCACCAUCACCCAUACUCGACGAAUAUGGAUUACCAAAACGAAAAGAACUCGAUUGUAUGAUUACUUAUCAAUGGGAUAGUCAACGGCUUGUUCGUAAAUUUUAUGAAGAUAUGUCAAUGCGUGAAAUUAGUACAUGGUUUGAUAUUUGGUGUUCAAUGCAAGUCAAUACUAAUAAAGCCAUGGCUACAGGUGUGGAAUGUGCUAAAGUAUUACUUGUCUUUCUAUCUAAAGCUUAUAUUAAAUCUGCUAAUUGUAAAAUGGAAUUUCGAUAUGGAGUUAAGCGUGGAAAAGCAUUUUUUGUUAUUCGAACAGAACCAAAUAUUCAAAUGGAACAAUGGAUAGAGAAAGUUGCUAUAAAGUUUUUAUCGAUGUUUAUAUGUCUUGAAAUUUGUCAUGGCUCAUAA
Molecule: messenger RNA, 639 nt
Organism: Rotaria sp. Silwood1
Lineage: Eukaryota; Metazoa; Rotifera; Eurotatoria; Philodinida; Philodinidae
Source: the annotation of a GenBank genome assembly